This is a messenger RNA of Ilex paraguariensis (yerba mate), 2059 nucleotides long. The record is from the annotation of a GenBank genome assembly. NCBI's taxonomy places the organism in Eukaryota, Viridiplantae, Streptophyta, Magnoliopsida, Aquifoliales, Aquifoliaceae.
AUGACUCCGCCAUUAUGUCCAAACUCGCCUCCUCUCUCUCCCCCAACCCACCCACCUGGGGAUUGUGAUCCACAAGUCACGGCACUUCUUGAUGUUGCUGGGGCCAUUGGGUAUCCAAUGCCUUUAGCUGAGUCUUGGGUGGGUAAUGAUGCUUGCCAAGGAUGGAUAUUUGUCACUUGUGAUUCACAUGGAAAGAAUGUGACCAUUGUGAACUUUGGGAAGCAGCGUUUUUCAGGUACUAUUUCGCCUUCAUUUGCCAAUUUGACCUCAUUGAGGAGUUUGUAUUUGAAUGAUAAUAAUCUCAUGGGUUCAAUUCCGGAUAGCUUGACAACUUUGCCUCAGCUUCAAAAUUUUGAUGUGUCUAAUAAUAAUCUUAGUGGGCCUAUACCGGUUUUUCCAUUGACAGUGAAGUUAAGUACAACUAGUAAUCUGUUACUUGGGAAAAAUACUAGUUCGGGUAGUGGUGGGAAUGGUGGAACACCUGGUUCUGGAUCGGAUUCCAGUGCAGCCGGUGGUAGUCCAUUUGGGAGUAAAAAAGGGUCUUCGGUUUCGGUGGGUAUGGUUGCUGGUCUGAUUAUUGGUGUUGUGGUUUUUGUUGGGGUUGUAUUUUUUGUGUCUUACAAGUGCUAUGUCAAGAAAACACAUCAGAGAUCUGGGCAGGUAGACGGUUCUGAGAAAGGAAAUGAUAUGGUGAAGACUGGCAUUGAUAUGAAUGGUCAUGGCGCUGUCCUGAGUGAAAUGCAGAGCCAGAGCAGUGGUGAUCACAGCAAAAUGCCUGUUUUUGAUGGUGGGAAUGUUGUGAUUUCGAUCCAAGUAUUAAGACAGGUGACAAACAAUUUUAGUGAAGAUAAUGUAUUGGGUAGAGGAGGAUUUGGAGUUGUUUACAAGGGGGAAUUGCAUGAUGGGACUAAGAUUGCAGUGAAGAGAAUGGAAUCUGUAGCAAUGGGUACGAAAGGACUGAAUGAGUUUCAAGCAGAGAUUGGAGUUCUUACAAAAGUUAGGCAUAGGCAUUUAGUUGCUCUUCUGGGAUACUGUGUAAAUGACAACGAGAGGCUUUUGGUGUAUGAGUAUAUGCCACAGGGGACUUUAAGCCAGCAUUUGUUUGAACGGCAGGAACAUGGGCUCCCUCUUCUUACUUGGAAGCAGAGAGCGACAAUAGCAUUAGAUGUGGCUAGGGGGGUUGAGUAUCUACACGGCUUAGCACAACAAAGUUUCAUUCAUAGAGAUUUAAAACCCUCAAACAUACUUCUUGGGGAUGAUAUGAGAGCCAAGGUUGCAGAUUUUGGUUUGGUGAAAAAUGCACCUGAUGGGAAAUACUCUGUUGAGACACGGUUGGCAGGAACAUUUGGUUAUCUUGCACCCGAGUAUGCUGCUACUGGAAGAGUGACUACAAAGGUGGAUGUUUAUGCUUUUGGAGUGGUAUUGAUGGAAAUAAUCACUGGUAGAAAAGCAUUAGAUGAGACUGUGCCAGAUGAGAGGGCUCAAUUGGUCACAUGGUUCCGCAAGGUGCUUGUCAACAAGGACAACAUUCGAAAGGCUAUUGACCAAUCCCUUGACCUCGAUGAAGAAACCUUUAAUAGCAUUUGCAGGGUGGCUGAGCUGGCAGGUCACUGCACUGCACGCGAGCCAUUUCAGAGACCAGAUAUGGGUCAUGCAGUUAACAUACUGAGUCCCCUCGUAGAGCAAUGGAAACCUUCUCGCCAUGAAGAAGAAGAAAGCAGCUAUGGCAUUGACCUCCACAUGAGCCUUCCUCAAGCCCUUCAAAGAUGGCAAGCUGACGAAGUUACUUCCACAAUGUUCGGUGGUCAGUCUUACAGUCAAGCCCAUUCAAGCAUUCCUUCAAAGCCUUCUGGAUUUGAAGACACGUUUGAUUCAACAGAUUGUAGAUGACGGAAAAGCAGAAUCAAGAUCCUUAAAAACAAAGAAAGGGCACCCACCAUAUCAAGCAGGAGGUAAAAGGAAAGUUUGGUCACUGUUUGUCCUUUUAUUCACUGAAGAAUACAUUUAAAAUUUUGAUUUUUCCUGUAUGUAUGAUCUUUUGUUUGUUCUUCAUAUUGUA